Messenger RNA from Oncorhynchus gorbuscha (pink salmon), 517 nucleotides. Its product is annotated as glutamate receptor-interacting protein 1-like. NCBI's taxonomy places the organism in Eukaryota, Metazoa, Chordata, Actinopteri, Salmoniformes, Salmonidae. The record is from RefSeq and is a predicted model, not a curated record. The annotation marks the transcript as partial. Gene Ontology annotation, biological process: neurotransmitter receptor transport, endosome to postsynaptic membrane. Gene Ontology annotation, molecular function: nuclear glucocorticoid receptor binding. The transcript is spliced from 4 exons.
GCAGCCGUCGGUGUCUGGUCAUCUCAGUGAUGUGAUGCUGAGUGAUGUGGAGGACGAGGCAGGGUUAGGCGGGCUGGGAAACCAGGCAGAGAGCCAGAAACUUGGGAAGCUCUCUGACCUCUACUCCACCACCAUCCCCUCUGUGGACUCAGCCGUGGAGUCCUGGGACGGCUCGGCCAUAGACACCACCUUCAACACCCAGGCCCCAGGUUUCCAGGCGUCUGGCUACAGCUUCCACAGCCAUGAGUGGAGGAACGCCAAGCCCAGCCAGGGCAGCCUGUCCCCCGUCAGCACCCGCCAGAGACACAACGUCCUGGCAGACCUGGGCCUCAGCGACGACGAAUGGGACAGACCCACCGCCGGCGGAGCUUCUACACUGCCCACCGGUCUAAUCACUGACAGCAGGUUCACUGUGGGUCAUGACGGGACCGAGGCCGGACCAGGAAGAGAACUUCUGGUCUCAGGCCCUGGAAGAUCUGGAGACCUGUGGCCAGUCUGGCAUCCUGAGGAACUGGAG